Molecule: messenger RNA, 2217 nt
Organism: Wallemia ichthyophaga EXF-994
Lineage: Eukaryota; Fungi; Basidiomycota; Wallemiomycetes; Wallemiales; Wallemiaceae
Product: Anaphase spindle elongation protein 1
Exons: 3
Coding region: 1-2217 (738 amino acids)
Biological process (GO): microtubule cytoskeleton organization; mitotic spindle midzone assembly
Cellular component (GO): spindle; cytoplasm; mitotic spindle midzone
Molecular function (GO): microtubule binding
Source: RefSeq, a predicted model, not a curated record
AUGUCAUCACCGGCUGCUGAGAAAGGCUAUCAGUUGCAACGAGAUAAAGAGGAAAUAAAAGGCAGUGAUCCGUUGCAGCCAGAUUUUGUGGUGGAGAAGGCCGACGACGACUACACUCACAACGAUGAAGACGAAAACACCAAUGCAGACGCCAAUGCACACGCCAACCCAGACGCAGCUCCACCUUCCUUUGAGCCAUUUAUUAAUGCUCUCCUAGAGCCAGCUUCACAAAUCCUGACUGAGCUUCACGAGCGAAUUGGAAACGAUGCCAACUGCACACCCCAGGAUCUCCACGAAGCACGCUUGCAUAUUGAAGCACUCACACAGAAACUUGUAGAUGAGGCCCGUUCUGCUGCCAAGGACGUCGUCGGGAGGCGGCAGCGCGACGCGGCAGACUUAGCCAAAGAAUGCGAUGGCCUUAUAUCUGAAGUUGAUGAGUUGCGUCUUGCACUGGGUGAGGAGGGCAAGCGCACUACAAAAUUCAGAUUAAGUGGUGGUACAGAAUCUUUACUCGCCAGGCGCGACAGAGUGAAGAGAGAAUACGACGGAUAUAUAGCUACAUACGAACAGCGCAGCCACAAGCUUAACAACCUCACUAAUCGCUUGAAGAAGCUGCAGGAUAUUCUCGGUGAUACUCUCGUUACUCUACCUCCAGACAGCGGCAAGUACAAUGAUGUGACUUUGUUCAGUCUCCGGAGUAUAGAAAUGAAUUUAACACGUGCAGAAACUGAACUCAAUCGUCGGCGAGAAGUGCUUAAAGGUACACUCGUCGAACUGACGAAUAGUCUCAUUGAAAUAGUCGAGCCGCUCCCCCAACCCACCCAAAGUGAGGACAUGUCGAUAUGCAAAUUUCAAGACACGUUCUAUCCCCAAAUACCAAAGCUGCUGGAGCUGGAGGACGAGAACAUACUCGACACCGUCCUUGAACUGCUCACACCCACUGAUGCGCUUCUCGCACAUACUGAAACACUUAUGGAAGAGUACGAGCAGGAGAAGCUGCGACGCGAGAAUGAAAUCCAAGUACUCUAUGACGAACUCAGUCCACUCUGGGACAAGCUCGACAUCAGCGAGGAUGAUAGAGAAGCGUUCAUCAAUGCGAAUAUGGGAAGCACACUCAGUGUCAUUGAAGCAUACCACGACGAGCUCAACAGAAUGCUCGAAUUGAAGAGGGAGAAUAUGGCACUCUUUGUGCAGCGAAUUAGAAUUGACAUUGAGAAGUUAUGGGAUUUUAUUCAAAUUGGAACAAAUGAGAGAGCACACUUUACAGCUUUCACGGAUGACUCAUUCAACGACGAAUGUCUAGCCCAACAUGAGGAGAUGCUGUCAACACUGCAAGAGGAGAAGAAUACAAAAGGACGGAUACUUACUAAAGUGCAUCUUUACCAUCAAGUGGUAUCUGAGGAGAAGCAGUUGGAGGAAAGCGCGAGUGACGUUUCUCGUCUGUUAGGCAGAGGACCGCGCGACCCCGGGCGCCUGAUCCGCGAAGAGAAAAUGCGCAAGCGCGUGGCGAAGAAGCCAGUGAUAGAAAGUGAUCUCCUCGAAAUGCUGGAUGGGUGGGAGAGCGAGAAUGGAAGGCUGUUUCUCAUCAACGACGAACACUUUGCACAAACACUGCGCGACCGUGUCGAGAGUGUGGCGCAGGAGAAGGAGAAUAGACGUCGGGGUGGUAAACCGACAGUAGGAGCAGGAACAGGAGCAGGACCAACUACAGGCGUGGUUCGCAAGGCAUCCAAUAGCUCACUGAAUGCAUCAACUGCAUCCGCAGGGUCAAAUGCACCAAACGGCAACGGAAAACGCAGGGUAGUGACGAAUGAGAGCACGACACCUGCACCAUCAGCUAAGCGGAUGCGCGUCAACUCCAACGAAAGCAACAAAGGAGUGGUUAAUAGCAUAACUAAGAGCACGCACUCGCAUAAUUCAGCCAUCAAGCCCAAGACCAAGGUGGUACAUAAGGCAGCACCGCCACGGUAUCCAUAUGCGUUAUCAUCGGUGGCAGAGUCGCCAGCUGCCGGACAGGAUAUAUUUGGGAAACCGGAACCACGGCCCAAGAUGAAAAUGGGAAGCAGCGCGAUGAAGAAUGCAGCGAAUGCAGCUAAAAAGAAAGCAAGAAGAAGCUCAUUUAAACCUGAGCAGCGCGUGGCUAGCGUGUCGAGUGCGAUUGACCACCAGUAUGCGGAAUUGGAGGCAAUCGCCGCGGGAGAAGAGGAAGACUGGUAA